GUAAGGUUCAGUACUUUUUAAUAACCCCACAACUUUCUCUCUCUAGAAUCUAAGGAGAAGGAGAAAGUAAACUAUUCAAUGCGCUUUUGAUUCUGCGACGAACGCGGAAGGCGAAGAGAAGAAGAAAAGCCCCCACCUUCGUAAAGAACCCAAAAACCGGAGACACGAAACCCCCCCCCCCCAGUAAAAACCACCGACACAUAUUAGCAAAUUCUGCAGCUUUUUUCUAUAUCAAUUAUCUGAUUCUACAUUGUUAAAAUCAUUGUCUUGCAAAAAGUGUUUCGCUUUUCUGUUGGAUUCACUUCUUCAACAGGUUGUCUCUUGCUGGUGUUAAUUGAUGGAUGAAGAUGCUGUGAGUAGCUUUGGGACGCCUGAAACGAUGAACAAGGAAGACGGUUAUAAACCAAAGUCUAAAGAGAAAGAGAUUCCUCGUUACCUCAGAGCAUCCACUGGUUCGUGCCAUGAUAUUUGCAAGUACGGGAAGAAACAGAUACUGGUGGAGAAACCAUGGCGUUCGACUGCUAAAAAGACCUUCAAGAAAGCUCUUGAUGAUGAUUUGAGUGAAUCUGUGAAGCCUGGUUCUUCUAAAACGAAGAAGGCUAUGGAAGUUAAGAAAAAGAAUGAGUCUUCUGAGAUGAUCAAAAGAGAGGUUGUGAAAUCUCAAGUGAGUGGUGUCUCUAGUGGGAUGAAGAAGCCAGAGGUAUUGAUAAUACCAUCCGAGGAUGAAACUCCGGUGAAGCAGGUAAAGAAGAAGGUGACGUCAAGCUCCAAGCUUAGACCUUCACCAGAUUCGGUAUCUCGCAGUGUUGAUGCUCUGAAGCCGAAAGCCUUAACGAAAUCUUCUUCAGCUCUAGCAACAUCGAAAUCUAAAGUAAACCAGGAGAAAGUUGCUUCUUCGCCAGUUCUUAAGCCCAAAAUGGGAUCAAAAGGUGGAGGAAAGGAAGAAGAUGCAAAGAUGAAGAAGGCUACAGUCUCCUCCAGAGUUGCUUUAAAGAAAGUUCCGGUGACUCCAAAAGCCUCGCUUUCUCCAAGAUUUUCACUAAGACUAGCCGGAAAUUCAAGUUUGAAGAAGAGCCAGAACUUAAAGGCUGCCUCUUCUCGACCAAAUCAGAAAUUAAGAAAUGUGAAUCGCAUUGAUGAAUCUGAGCAGUUAGAUGGAACUUAUCCAGUCGAGGAGAAAACAUUGCACGUUGUGGAAAUGGAAACAAAGAGCAAAGUCGUCUCUGAACAUGAUCAGAAUCAGCAGUGCGUUGUUGAACCUCUUCCUCCUCUUCAAUCAACUCAAAAAGAUGAUGAGUGUACUGUUUCAGAAACAGAGGAUUUUGAAUACCAUUCAGGAAGCAACGAAGCUGAGAGCGCAGAUGAAGAGACUCGAAUGUUCAGUGGAAGAGCCAAAAAGGAUACAGAUUCUGCAGAAGAAGCUGCUCGGAGAUUACAAUUCAGGAGAGGAACUGUUGUGGAUGCUGAUGAUGCGGGUGAGAGUGCAAGGAAGCUCAAGUUUAGAAAAGGAAGAGGUCUCGGAGAAGACAAAGCGCAAGACGCACAAGUAAGGAGAAGCUUCAAGAAGAGAGAAGAUGUACAAGAAGAAGAGGUAGAUGAUGAUGGUGAGAAAGUUGUGUUGAGGCAUCAAGAUGUUCAGGAGAAAGAUGCACAGGGACUGUUCAACAAUGUCAUUGAAGAAACAGCGAGUAAACUUGUUGAAGCUCGAAAAAGCAAAGUUAAAGCUUUGGUUGGUGCUUUCGAAACCGUCAUCUCUCUUCAAGAAUCGAAACCUCCUGCUAACUCUGAAACUGGUAGCCCGGUUUAAAAUCGUUUCGGUUCAAGAAGAUUGAUGGCGUCAUAUACAGUUUAAGGAUAUGUCUCAGCAUCGAUAUGGUGCUUUUGUGAAUAAUACUGAUGAAUUGGGUUUUGUGUUUGGUUUUGCUUCUUUUAAACCGGUUUGUUGGAUUUCAUUUGGAUGUGUUCGGUUUAUUUAGGAAAAGACUGGUCUGCUUUAGAAACAUUUGUUGUUGGUUUUUGUCUUCUUCUAUGCUCUCUUUAUAGGGUUUUACCGGAUAGUAAACCUCAUUUUUUCUGGGUUUGCAAUAGCACCGGUCCUUAUUGGUUAAUGAACAAAUUGACGAUCAACCGGAUAUUAAACCGU
Thlaspi arvense is the source of this 2143-nucleotide messenger RNA. The record is from the annotation of a GenBank genome assembly. NCBI's taxonomy places the organism in Eukaryota, Viridiplantae, Streptophyta, Magnoliopsida, Brassicales, Brassicaceae.